Molecule: messenger RNA, 1044 nt
Organism: Nerophis ophidion (straightnose pipefish)
Lineage: Eukaryota; Metazoa; Chordata; Actinopteri; Syngnathiformes; Syngnathidae
Product: THAP domain-containing protein 1-like
Exons: 3
Coding region: 142-798 (218 amino acids)
Molecular function (GO): sequence-specific DNA binding
Source: RefSeq, a predicted model, not a curated record
UCACCAGGCUGUGACGCCAUCUUUGUUAUUGGCAGUGAGUCUUGGGGAGCCAGCGCUAGUUUGUUCAGUGUCCGGAGUUGUCAGGCAAGAAGUUAUUAAUUACAAUAAAUUAAUCAUACAUCAAUUAGUUCAUUAACAGUUAUGGUUCAAACCUGCUCAGCUUACGGCUGUAAAAACCGCUACCACAAAGAUAAAGACAUCUCCUUCCAUAAGUUUCCCCUUGCGCGUCCAGAUAUUUGUGGCAAAUGGGUGUCCGCAAUGAGGAGGAACAACUUCAAGCCCACCAAGUACAGUAACAUCUGCUCGCAGCACUUCACCAAAGACUGCUUCAAGAGAGAAUGUAACAACCGUGUUCUCAAGGAGAACGCUGUGCCGUCGCUCUUUAACUUCAACCUCAAGUCGGAAUGUCUGGAGGAUCCCUUUUCCUCUGAGAUCCACUUCCCCCUCUCGUUUCCUUUGACCUCCGACACUGUCAUGGAGGAGGUGGAGUCCGAACCCGCCAGGAGUCUGCCAGAUGCCCACGGCGACACGGUGGUGGUCUCCUGUGACCACAACUACACGGCCGAGGACUCUGCGCGGCAGAAGAAGCGCAUCCAGCAGCUGGAGGAGCAGCUGGAGCUUCUGAGGAAGAAGCUGAAAACCACCCAGCAGAAGUGUCGCCGUCAGGAGAGACAGCUCAAGAGUUUGAGGGUCUCCUGCAAGACAGUCAAGACAGCGUGUGACACGCCACUUUCUUUUAGUGAGGGUUACGUCAUUUUACCCAAACACAUCAACCAAACUCUCAAAGACGUUGAGUAACACAUUUACUGAGACUUAAAAUACACUAAUUAUCCUGAACUGUUGGUGGGGCUACUGAGCAUGAAGGCUGUCAAUUGAAGAGCCCACCUAAGGAACAUCGACCUUAAAAUCAACUAUCAUGGAAAAUGUUGUUUCUGACUAAUUAAUGACUUGCAUUGUUGCCGCGACAAUUGAGUUCAUCAACAGAUCUUUUGCACAUCCAAUAUUAUGUAUUUGGUAAACAAUAAUAUGUUGUAUUUCAUCCGA